UUGAAGAAAAUGGAUAGUAAAAAAUUGGAAGGUAAAAUUGCCAUCAUUACCGGAGGAGCAAGUGGUAUCGGCGAAGCCACGUCACGUCUCUUUGCUCAACAUGGUGCUAAGAUUGUAAUUGCUGAUAUCCAAGUAGAAAAGGGUCGAUCAGUUACGGAAUCCAUCGGGUCCAGUCACUGCACUUUCAUCAAAUGUGACGUCACAGACGAGAAACAGGUUCAAUCGUUGGUGCAAUCGACGGUGGAGAUUCACGGUAAGGUCAACAUCAUGUUCAGUAAUGCCGGAAUUGCUAGCACACACGAGCAUGAACAAGAUAUCCUAGGGUUUAAUCUGGAUGCUUUAGACAACCUAUUCGCGAUCAACGUACGCGGGUCAGUGGCGUGUGUGAAACACGCGGCGAAGGCCAUGGUGGAGAGUGGUGUAAAAGGGAAUAUAAUAUGCACGGCGAGCUUGACGGCCACAAUGGGGAUAACAAAGCAAAUUGACUACGCAAUGUCGAAGCAUGCAGUACUUGGAUUGGUGAAGUGUGCAAGUAAAGGACUGGGUAAGUAUGGUAUACGUGUGAACUGUGUUUCUCCAGCGGCAGUGGCAACACCAUUGUUAGAGAAAUCGAUGAAGAUGAGUGUAGAGGAUUUAGAGAAACUGUUUGAGUCUUUCAAUUGCUUAAAAAAUGGGACUUUAAGAGCUUCUCAUGUAGCUGAUGCAGUCUUGUUUUUGGCUUCAGAUGACUCUCAGUUUGUCACUGGCCAUAAUUUGGUCGUCGAUGGAGGCUUUCAUCCUCCUGUGUGAUUAUUGUUGGGGCUUAGGUUUGCGCUCUAGUGGAAGAUUUCUAAGAUUGAGUGUGUCUGGAUUGGUAAUUAAGAUGCAGUCUGUUGGCAUUGUCCAAAUUCCAAUGUUUUGAUUACAUUCAUGAUUUGGCAAAUCGCAAGUUACAAUUCGAGAAGUGGUGGGCAUGUUGAUACUAAUGGAGAGUUAGUGCCCUGUACGACCAGUUUGGCUUGCGGAUCCAUGGUCUAUAGAAUGUGUUUUAGUACAGGUCUGUAGGGCAAUAAUUCAAUCUAUAUUUAUAUAAUCCCACGACAUAGGCCCGGCGAUGUGGCAUGUCUCAUAGAUCAACAAGCCUAUUUAUCUUUUUUCCUGUUUUUUUUUUGCUUUUUCCCUCUAAUUUAAAUAUAAUACUUAAUAAUUACAUUCAAAUAAUUAUGUUUCAAUUGCACCUCUUUGU
Lycium barbarum (goji berry) is the source of this 1225-nucleotide messenger RNA. RefSeq names its product short-chain dehydrogenase reductase 3b-like. The record is from RefSeq and is a predicted model, not a curated record. The transcript has a single exon. The coding region runs from base 10 to 789 and encodes 259 amino acids. Lineage: Eukaryota; Viridiplantae; Streptophyta; Magnoliopsida; Solanales; Solanaceae. Gene Ontology annotation, molecular function: oxidoreductase activity.